AUUUACUCAUUCUAUUCUGUUUGUCACUUUACACUGUAUUGUUAUUAUUAUAAAACCUUUAGCGAUAAAUACGUAAAUUGCAGAAAAAACAAACCCAACUAAGAUUUGAUACCUAACAGAUACUAUAUUCAAUGAAUACAGUGACUAUUUUGUAGGUUAGUACAUUUUUUCUGCAUAAGUAACAUUGAAGGUUAUAUUAGAAAUUUCAAAGUUUUUAAGAGUAAAAUGGCACUGAAUUACGUGCGCCAAAUUGUUAAGGUGGCCACUAGCACCAUAAAUAGACCUAGCAUAGUUCAACGAUUGAUUGCUACUAGUGCGCCGGUUCGAAUUGGCAUGAUACCCAUAGUAGUGGAGCAAACAGGCCGGGGUGAGCGCGCGUACGAUAUUUACUCUCGAUUGCUUCGAGAAAGGAUUAUCUGCCUCAUGGGACCGAUCACCGAUGAACUGAGUUCGCUUGUGGUAGCUCAACUUCUCUUCCUCCAAUCUGAAUCUAGCAAGAAACCUGUACAUCUGUACAUCAACUCACCUGGCGGUAAUGUGACUGCUGGAUUAGGUAUCUACGACACUAUGCAGUAUAUAACUCCACCCGUCGCUACAUGGUGCGUUGGACAGGCGUGCAGUAUGGCAUCAUUACUCUUAGCAGCAGGAGCCUCAGGAAUGCGUCAUGCCCUACCAAACUCUCGCAUCAUGAUCCACCAACCGUCUGGUGGCGUUAGAGGACAAGCUACUGAUAUUCAGAUCCAAGCUGAAGAGAUAUUAAAGCUCAAAGCCCAGAUAAACUGCUUAUAUGUAAGGCACACAGGGUUGCCAACUGAAAAGGUGCAGUUAUCCAUGGAAAGAGACUAUUUCAUGUCACCAACUGAAGCUAAGAAGUUUGGUUUAAUCGACAAUGUUUUGGAACAUCCGCCAUCAAUGAUAGAAAACACUGCGACUAGCCCUAAUUCUCCUACUAACUGAGCUAUUGUUUUAUAAUGUGAUGCAAUGAGACAUUAAGUAUAAGUACUGGUGGUUUAUUAUAUGAAUAUAGCAAAUACAUUAUUUUUCAACUGGUUUA
Messenger RNA from Pectinophora gossypiella (pink bollworm), 1054 nucleotides. RefSeq names its product ATP-dependent Clp protease proteolytic subunit (gene ClpP). NCBI's taxonomy places the organism in Eukaryota, Metazoa, Arthropoda, Insecta, Lepidoptera, Gelechiidae. Gene Ontology annotation, biological process: protein quality control for misfolded or incompletely synthesized proteins. Gene Ontology annotation, molecular function: ATPase binding; ATP-dependent peptidase activity; serine-type endopeptidase activity. Gene Ontology annotation, cellular component: endopeptidase Clp complex. The record is from RefSeq and is a predicted model, not a curated record. The coding region runs from base 226 to 957 and encodes 243 amino acids. The transcript has a single exon.